AAAAAACAAAAACAAAACAAAACUUGGGAGAGGAAGGUGGACGUAAAUCAAGAUCCUUUUAAAUUAUAAAGAGCUCUGAUGGGCUAUUUGGGUGAUACCCAGUGCAGUGAACUGCAGGAUUUUUGUCCCUGAGUCAUGGAAGACAGAAGAGCUGAGAAGUCAUGUGAACAAGCGUGCGAAUCACUUAAGAGGCAGGACUAUGAAAUGACCCUCAAGCACUGCACAGAGGCCCUCCUUUCUCUUGGCCGGUACUCCAUGGCUGACUUCACAGGGCCAUGUCCACUGGAGAUAGAAAGCAUCAAAAUUGAGAGUCUUCUUUACAGAAUUGCCUCAUUUUUGCAACUGAAAAACUAUGGGCAAGCUGAUGAAGAUUGUAGGCAUGUGCUGGGAGAAGGCCUGGCCAAGGGAGAUGGUGCCUUUCAGGCAGUGCUUUGCUGCAUGCAACUGAAAGGAAAGCUUCAACUGGUAUCCAGCAUUCUUGCCAAGUCACUGACAGGAGAGUCCCUGAAUGGGAUGGUAACAAAGGAUUUGACAAGACUAAAAACACUUCUCACAGAAACAGAGACAGCAACUAGUAACGUCCUCUCUGGAUAUCACGUGGAAGACUUGGAAGGGGGAUCUUGUAAUGGUUGGCAUUUCCGCCCACCACCUAGGGGAAUCACAAGCAGCGAGGAAUAUACUUUGUGUAAAAGAUUUUUAGAGCAAGGAAUCUGUAGGUAUGGUGCGCAGUGUACUUCAGCACAUUCCCAGGAAGAACUAGCAGAAUGGCAGAAAAGAUAUGCUUCACGCUUGAUAAAAUUGAAACAGCAAAAUGAGAAUAAACAGCUCUCAGGCAGUUACAUGGAAACCUUGAUAGAAAAGUGGAUGAAUUCAUUAUCUCCUGAGAAAGUGCUUAGUGAAUGUAUAGAAGGAGUAAAAGUAGAGCAUAAUCCUGAUCUGUCGGUUACUGUCAACACCAAAAAAUCUCACCAGACAUGGACCUUUGCUCUUACUUGUAAGCCUGCAAGAAUGCUGUAUCGUGUAGCAUUGCUUUAUGAUGCUCAUCGUCCUCAUUUUAGUAUCAUUGCAAUAUCUGCCGGAGAUAGUACUACCCAGGUAUCACAAGAAGUCCCAGAAAACUGUCAAGAAUGGAUAGGAGGAAAGAUGGCCCAAAAUGGAUUAGAUCAUUACGUGUAUAAAGUCGGGAUAGCAUUUAACACAGAAAUAUUUGGAACUUUUCGCCAAACCAUAGUUUUCGACUUUGGAUUGGAACCAGUACUCAUGCAAAGAGUAAUGAUUGAUGCAGCUUCUACAGAAGAUCUUGAAUACCUGAUGCAUGCAAAACAACAGCUAGUAACCACAGCUAAGCGUUGGGAUUCUUCCUCUAAGACUAUUAUAGAUUUUGAACCUAAUGAAACUACUGAUUUGGAGAAGAGCCUUCUUAUCAGAUACCAAAUUCCUCUCUCUGCUGACCAGCUGUUUACCCAGUCCGUUUUAGACAAAUCAUUGACCAAGACCAACUAUCAGUCACGGCUGCAUGACCUUCUUUAUAUUGAGGAGAUAGCCCAGUAUAAAGAAGUUAGCAAGUUCAACCUUAAAGUGCAGUUGCAGAUUCUGGCAAGUUUCAUGCUCACUGGAGUUUCUGGAGGUGCAAAGUAUGCUCAGAAUGGACAACUUUUUGGUCGCUUUAAGCUUACUGAAACGCUUUCUGAAGAUACUUUGGCUGGACGGCUGGUGAUGACCAAAGUCAAUGCUGUUUAUUUAUUACCAGUCCCUAAAGAGAAGUUAGUACAGACCCAGGGAACCAAAGAGAAGGUUUAUGAAGCUACUAUUGAAGAAAAAACAAAAGAAUAUAUAUUUUUAAGGAUAUCCAGGGAAUGCUGUGAAGAACUUAAUCUUCGGCCUGAUUAUGACACACAGGUUGAACUUCAGUUUCAAUUAAAUCGAUUACCCCUCUGUGAAAUGCAUUAUGCGCUAGACAGGAUCAAGGACAAUGGGGUUUUGUUUCCAGACACCACUAUGACUCCAACCAUACCUUGGAGUCCCAACAGACAGUGGGAUGAGCAGUUGGAUCCUCGGCUAAAUGCAAAACAGAAAGAGGCUGUUCUGGCCAUUACAACUCCACUUUCAAUACAGCUGCCUCCUGUUCUCAUCAUUGGACCCUAUGGGACAGGCAAAACAUUCACUCUAGCUCAGGCCGUCAAGCACAUACUCCAGCAGCAGGAGACGAGCAGGAUCCUCAUUUGCACCCAUUCUAAUAGUGCUGCUGACCUCUACAUAAAGGAUUAUUUACAUCCAUAUGUAGAAGCAGGCAAUCCCCAGGCAAGACCUCUCAGGGUAUAUUUCAGAAAUCGCUGGGUAAAGACUGUCCACCCAGUUGUGCAUCAGUACUGUUUGAUCUCGAGCGCACAUUCCACCUUUCAGAUGCCACAGAAAGAAGAUAUUCUUAAACACCGAGUGGUUGUUGUUACAUUGAAUACUUCCCAGUACCUCUGUCAGUUGGACCUUGAACCUGGUAUGGUUUUUUUUACACACAUCCUGUUAGACGAAGCUGCCCAGGCCAUGGAGUGUGAAACCAUUAUGCCUCUAGCGUUAGCAACUAAAAACACUCGGAUUGUCUUGGCUGGUGACCACAUGCAGCUCAGUCCUUUUGUUUACAGCGAGUUUGCCAGGGAGAGAAACCUUCAUGUUUCAUUACUUGAUCGACUCUAUGAGCAUUACCCUGCCGAGUUUCCAUGUAGGAUCCUCCUAUGUGAGAACUACCGCUCCCAUGAAGCUAUCAUCAAUUACACCUCUGAGCUCUUCUAUGAGGGCAAACUGAUGGCCAGUGGAAAGCAACCAGCGCACAAGGAUUUCUACCCACUAACUUUCUUUACAGCACGAGGGGAAGAUGUACAAGAAAAAAAUAGCACAGCUUUUUAUAAUAAUGCAGAGGUGUUCGAAGUGGUGGAACGUGUGGAAGAGUUGAGAAGGAAGUGGCCAGUAGCGUGGGGGAAGUUGGAUGAUGGCAGUAUUGGUGUGGUGACGCCAUAUGCUGAUCAGGUGUUCAGGAUACGUGCUGAACUUCGAAAAAAGAGAUUAUCUGAUGUUAAUGUAGAAAGGGUGCUAAAUGUUCAAGGAAAACAGUUCAGAGUUUUGUUUCUUAGUACAGUACGUACAAGGCAUACUUGUAAACAUAAACAGACACCGAUUAAAAAGAAAGAGCAGCUGCUGGAAGAUUCCACAGAGGAUUUAGAUUAUGGUUUUUUAUCUAACUACAAACUUCUCAAUACUGCCAUCACAAGAGCACAAUCCCUGGUUGCUGUGGUGGGUGAUCCCAUUGCUCUGUGCUCUAUUGGAAGAUGCAGGAAAUUUUGGGAACGGUUUAUUGCCCUGUGUCAUGAAAAUAAUAGCCUACACGGAAUCACUUUUGAACAGAUCAAAGCUCAGCUAGAGGCUUUAGAACUCAAGAAGACGUAUGUGUUGAAUCCGCUGGCACCUGAAUUUAUCCCCCGGGCUCUAAGACUGCAGCAUUCAGGAAAUACCAACAAACUGCAGCAGUCACCCCCCAAGGGGAAAAGCCUCCAUCAUACCCAGAAUGAUCAUUUCCAGAAUGAUGGAAUUGUUCAGCCCAAUCCUUCUGUACUUAUUGGCAAUCCUAUUAGAGCAUAUACUCCUCCACCACCUCUUGGACCUCACCCAAAUUUGGGGAAAUCUCCAAGCCCUGUUCAAAGAAUAGAUCCUCACACUGGGACGAGUAUUCUUUACGUACCUGCUGUCUAUGGAGGGAAUGUAGUUAUGUCGGUGCCUUUACCUGUACCAUGGACAGGGUACCAGGGCAGAUUUGCAGUCGAUCCUCGGAUCCUUACGCACCAGGCAGCGAUGGCCUACAAUAUGAACCUCUUACAGACACACGGACGGGGGUCUCCCAUACCAUAUGGCCUUGGGCACCACCCGCCUGUCAGCAUAGGGCAGCCACAAAACCCUCAUCAGGAGAAGGAGCAGCAUGAGCCAAGUCGAAAUGGUAAAAGUGAUACAAAUAACCCUGGAUCUGAAAUUAAUAAGAUUCGAACACCAGAGAAAAAGCCUACAGAAUCAAAACAGAUUGAUUUGGAAUCAAAUCCACAGAACAGAAGUCCUGAGUCGCGUCCUGGUGUUGUUUAUCCCAAUACCAAAUUUCAUCGCAAAGAUAAUCUCAACCCGAGACACAUUAAUCUUCCUCUCCCUUCUCCCCAUGCACAGUAUGCAAUCCCCAGUCGUCAUUUUCAUCCCCUUCCCCAGCUACCCAGACCACCGUUUCCAAUUCCCCAACAGCACGCUGCCUUGCUAAAUCAGCAGCAGAGUAAUUUGCCUGAACAACCAAAUCAGAUGCCACCCCAACCAAAUCAGGUAGUCCCGCCACAGAAUCCGUUGAACCAGCUGACUCAGCAGCCACCUCCUCAACUUUCUCCUGCCUAUCAGGCAGGACCCAACAGCGCUUUCUUUAAUAGUGCGGUUUCUCACCGACCACAGUCCCCUCCUGCAGAGGCUGUGAUUCCUGAGCAGCAUCCCCCUCCCAUGCUGCAAGAAGGCCACAGUCCUCUGCGAGCCAUCGCACAGCCCGGCCCCCUCCUUCCUUCACAUCUGAAUAACUUCACUGAUGAGAACCCCCCAGGAUUGCCUAUAGGGGAGGCUUUAGAUCGUAUGCACGGGGGUGUAGCUCUGGAAACACUAAGGCAGCAGCAGCAAGUGCGGUUACAGCAGUGGAACGAGCAUCACGCCUAUCUCAGUCAGGGCAGUAUUCCGUACCCACACCACCACCAUCCUCAUCCUCACCUCCAGCAUCUUCCUCAGCCGCCCGUCGGGUUACAUCAGCCGCCAGUGAGAACAGACUGGAAGCUCCCCAGCAGUGCCGAAGAUGAAGCAGAAACAACAGACUCAAGGUUUCAAGACUUAAUCAGAGAACUAUCUAAUCGUGAUCAAAGUGAAACACGGGAACUAGCUGAAAUGCCACCACCUCAAUCAAGACUUUUGCAAUAUAGACAAAUUCAGACUAGGAGCCCACCAGCAGUCCCAUCUCCCCCAUCCAGCACAGACCACAGUAGCCACUUUUCUAACUUUAAUGACAACAGCAGAGACAUUGAAGUAGCCAACAACCCAGCAUUUCCACAGCGCCUACCGCCCCAGAUAUUCAGCUCGCCUUUUUCGUUGCCAUCUGAACACCUUGCCCCUCCUCCCUUGAAAUACCUGGCACCUGAUGGAGCAUGGACUUUUGCUAACUUACAACAGAAUCACCUAAUGGGGCCGGGUUUUCCCUAUGGCCUACCUCCAUUGCCUCACAGGCCACCGCAGAACCCUUUUGUACAAAUACAGAAUCAUCAACAUGCUAUUGGUCAAGAGCCAUUUCACCCAUUGUCAUCUCGAACAGUAUCUUCUUCUUCGCUCCCUAGCUUAGAAGAGUAUGAACCCAGAGGACCUGGUCGGCCCUUGUACCAAAGAAGAAUCUCAUCUAGCUCAGUCCAGCCUUGUUCUGAAGAAGUAAGCACUCCUCAAGACAGUCUUGCUCAGUGUAAAGAGCUUCAGGACCAUAAUAACCAAUCUUCUUUCAACUUUUCAUCCCCGGAGUCCUGGGUAAACACCACCUCAUCUACCCCCUAUCAGAACAUUCCGUGUAAUGGAUCCAGCAGGACAGCUCAGCCCAGAGAGUUGAUAGUUCCACCCAAGACCGUCAAAGCCCCUGAGGAUCAGCUGAAGUCUGAGAACCUCGAGGUGUCCAGUUCCUUCAACUAUAAUGUGCUGCAGCACCUCGGCCAGUUCCCCCCUCUCAUGCCCAACAAGCAGAUGGUGGAGUCGGCCAACAGCAGUAGCCAGCAGGGCUCUGGGGGCAGCAAGCCCACCAUGUCCUAUGCCAGCGCUUUACGGGCCCCUCCCAAGCCCAGGCCCCAGCCUGAGCAGGCCAAGAAGAGCAGCGACCCCCUGUCUCUAUUCCAGGAACUUAGCCUGGGGAGCUCAUCAGGCAGCAAUGGCUUUUACUCCUAUUUUAAAUAAUCACUUUUUUUUUCCCUCAAGGGAGAAUGUUUUAAUUUCUGUUUGUAUCAGUAGAAUUAAGAUAGUUGGACUUCAUCUAUAGAUGCACAGUUCCCUUUGUUUUAAUAUUAAAUACGUUUCACUUAAUUGCUUUGCUGCUAGACUUGCAACUAAUUUUUUUAAAAGUAUAUUCCAUUAUUUUGCAUUUUUGACGUGAGUCUUUUGACAGCUUUUAUGUAGAAUAAAAAAUAUUUUUAAAUUUGUGUAUUGUUACAUAUGUUUGCAUCAAGCUAGCAGCUAAGAGGUUAAUUGUGCAACUAUAAAAAAAAGAAAAAAAACUUUGUCUAAAAUGUAUUUAAAAAGAAAAAAAAUUGUAAGUAGCAUUUACAUUUAUUCAAUAAUAUUACCAUAUGCUGGGUUUCUGUACCAGAAAUGGCCAGUUGAUGUACAAAUGUAUGUUAUUUUUGCUUAAAUUCAUUUAAAAUUUUUUAAAAUAAAGGGGCAGCAUCUUCUAAAUACUUUAAGUUUUAUCAGCUUUUUUUUUUUUUUGUGACAAGAUGCUGCAUUCUAAAACUUUUAUAGUUUUAGACUAUGUAUGAUGUGCUGUUGUAAUCUCCAUCCACUGUAGGAUAGAGUUAAAGGCAUUC
This is a messenger RNA of Neomonachus schauinslandi (Hawaiian monk seal), 6611 nucleotides long. RefSeq names its product helicase with zinc finger (gene HELZ). Gene Ontology annotation, biological process: regulatory ncRNA-mediated post-transcriptional gene silencing. Bases 136 to 5985 code for a protein of 1949 amino acids. The transcript is spliced from 32 exons. Lineage: Eukaryota; Metazoa; Chordata; Mammalia; Carnivora; Phocidae. Gene Ontology annotation, molecular function: helicase activity; metal ion binding; ATP binding. The record is from RefSeq and is a predicted model, not a curated record. Gene Ontology annotation, cellular component: P granule; cytosol.